GACUUCAUCUUGUUUUUCUCUUUUUCAGAUCCUCUUCACAUCAAGAUACCCUUCCUUAUCUUUGGUUAUCAUCGCUUCCUCUCUCUCUCUCUAAGAUGGGUCAUCUUCAACCUUUGAAGGAGGUGGUCCUCCUCCUAGCUGUGGUGAUGGGCGUGAUGAACAGGAGCUUUGGUGCAGUUCCCCAUGGUUCCAUGAGAAUGGUGGAUGGAGUGAACAAGGAAGGCCCGUUCUUGGGGAUCGUAGUGCCCAACUCCUUCGAGAUGAACCCUCUUCUCCAAACUCCAAGCUUUGUCCCCAAUGGAACUCUCCCUCACUUGGACAUUUCUGGAAGGAGAUUUCGGAUCGGACGGCUGCAGAACGAGAAAGUGAUCAUCGUCAUGACGGGGUUGAGCAUGCUAAAUGCAGGUAUAACCACAGAGUUGCUCUUGACUCUGUUCAAUGUGAAAGGUGUGGUGCACUAUGGAAUUGCAGGGAAUGCAAAUCCAGAUCUCCAGAUUGGGGAUGUGACAAUCCCACGGUAUUGGGCUCACACAGGCCUUUGGAAUUGGCAGAGGUUUGGAGAUGGGCCUGGCACGGAGCUAGCAUUUGAAUCAGAUGGGGACUACACCCGGAAGAUUGGGUACCUCAACAUCUCCGGUUUCAACAAUCACACCAGCGGUGGCGAGGUUGACCCGAACCUCCUCAACAAUGUUUGGUACCAACCCGAGGAAAUCUUCGCGGUCGAUGGUGUCCCCGAAGUCCGACAGCACGCCUUCCGGGUCCCCAUUAACAGGCACUACUUCGCUGUCUCGAAGAAAAUCAAGGGAUUGAAGCUUGGGCAAUGUGUGAACUCAACAUGCUUGCCAAGGGCACCAAUGGUGGUGAGAGUGGAGAGAGGGGUGAGCGCCAAUGUGCUUGUGGACAACAGUGCUUACAGGCAGUUCUUGUACUCAAAGUUCAACGCGACCGCCAUCGACAUGGAGAGCGCCUCCAUUGCUCGGGUCUGUCGCCAACACAAGAUGCCGUUCAUCGCGAUCAGGUCUCUCUCUGAUUUGGCCGGUGGUGGGUCUUCUCUCUCCAACGAGGCCUCCAUCUUCGCCUCCCUGGCUGUCCAGAAUGCAGUGGAUGUUCUUCUUAGGUUCAUUGCUUUGUUGUUCUCAUCGUGAUGAACCCCCACCCGCCAACGCACACACGCACACUCAUGUGUUCUUAGGAUGUUCAUGUUUAUUGAUUGUAAGAGUUGUUGUGUUAUGCAUCAAUAAUUGAUGACAAAAUUCAUAU
This is a messenger RNA of Rhodamnia argentea, 1260 nucleotides long. RefSeq names its product bark storage protein A-like. NCBI's taxonomy places the organism in Eukaryota, Viridiplantae, Streptophyta, Magnoliopsida, Myrtales, Myrtaceae. Gene Ontology annotation, biological process: nucleoside metabolic process. The record is from RefSeq and is a predicted model, not a curated record. The transcript has 5 exons. Gene Ontology annotation, molecular function: catalytic activity. The coding region runs from base 96 to 1145 and encodes 349 amino acids.